Messenger RNA from Medicago truncatula (barrel medic), 1056 nucleotides. Its product is annotated as coiled-coil domain-containing protein 1-like. NCBI's taxonomy places the organism in Eukaryota, Viridiplantae, Streptophyta, Magnoliopsida, Fabales, Fabaceae. The transcript is spliced from 5 exons. The record is from RefSeq and is a predicted model, not a curated record. The coding region runs from base 130 to 1056 and encodes 308 amino acids.
UAUACUUUUUUUUAGCGGAAGUUUAUCUUGUCGGUUGAAGCACGAGAUUGGGUUGAGACUACUGUUAGAGAUGCAUGGAGAAGAUACAAGUACAAGAUUAAGCAACAUCAUUUUCUAAAGUAUCCCAACAUGACCGAAAGACUUAAACAUCGUCCUCCAAAGGUGCCAAUAGCUCAUUUUAGGGCGCUUUGUGAAUUCUGGAGUAAGGAGCCUAUACAAGCAUUGGCUGAAAGUAACGCUAGAAAUAGAGCUCAGCUGAAGUGGCUGCAUCGAAUGGGUCCCCAAAACUUCUCUCUGACUCGUGAAAAACUGCGUGAAAAGGAAAAAAGAGAGCCCACUCAAUCAGAAAUGUUUUUUGAAACUCGAAAAGGAAGUAGAGGAAAACAAUUGGAUGAAGAAACUGGAAAAGUAUUUUCCCAACUUCAAGAAAUGGUUGAAAAGAAAGGAAGUGAUACUGAAGCUUUUAAAGCUGUUAUGGGAAAGGAGCGUCCCGGAAGGUUACGUUGUUAUGGGAGAACAGUAACUAAAACUUCCUUAAAGCGAAAGGUUGAGAUUAAUGCUUUGAAACAAGCACAUAGUCAAGAGGUAUCUAUUUUGAGGCAUGAAUUUCAAGAUCAGAUUGAUAGAUUGCAAAAUGCGUUUAAGACCGUCAUACAACAAUGCAAUCCUCAAUUAAAUAUGGCCUCAAUAGAACAUUUGCUAGGAUUAUCUCAUGGAGAUGCUAACAGCUCCCCAAAGGAUAGUGGAGCACAAAUGCAUUCCUCUACUUCAAUUCAUACUCCAUGUCCUGAAAAGCAAGUUAUCAAUGAAGAUGCUGUACAGGAUGAUAUAGAUGAGGAGGAAGACGUAGAUGAUGAAUUUCUUGAGGACGAAUUUCUUGAGGACAACUUAAGUGAUGAAUUUCAGGAGGAUGAUAUAGAUGAUGAAUUUGAGGAGGAUGAUAUAGAUGAUGAAUUUCAAGAGGAUGACCUAGAUGAUGAAAUUCAAGAGAAUGACAUCGGUGAUGAAUUUGAAGUGGACGAUUUGGCUGAUGAAUUACAAGAUAAACUUGAAUGA